This is a messenger RNA of Chionomys nivalis (European snow vole), 8630 nucleotides long. It is a transcript of the gene Trmt9b, whose product is annotated as tRNA methyltransferase 9B (putative). Gene Ontology annotation, molecular function: tRNA binding; S-adenosylmethionine-dependent methyltransferase activity. Gene Ontology annotation, biological process: tRNA wobble uridine modification. Gene Ontology annotation, cellular component: cytoplasm; nucleus. The record is from RefSeq and is a predicted model, not a curated record. Lineage: Eukaryota; Metazoa; Chordata; Mammalia; Rodentia; Cricetidae. Bases 656 to 1993 code for a protein of 445 amino acids. The transcript is spliced from 6 exons.
CCUGCUUAGGAACAGACAAGCCACGAGAGACUGGAGAAGAGCGAGGCGAGGGGCAGGAAGGCCAUCCCGAUCCCAACCUCACUCCCCUGGAACGUCCGGGUGCGGCGAUUGCAGGGGACCAGGACAGCAGGGCCAUACUGCCUGGGGCUCCACCGCGCGUCCGCGCUGCACCGAGCCGACACUCAGGCGCCGCGGGCUCGAAGUCCCAGCCAAGGGAGAGGCCGACGUGUGUAAGUUGCGUUCUGGACAGUCCCAGCUGUGAUGCUGAAGAGCUCCGAGCCAGCGCUUGGCCGAGCCUCGGGCUAGGAUCCCGGACAGAGACCGCCCCUGAACCGGCGCUGACAUUAUUCUGCACAGCUCAACGGCUACUCGCGUCUCCGCUGCCCUAGUUGCGGCCGCUCUGCUUCCCCUAGGGACUGGGGUCGUGGCAGACUGCCCACGCGCCGGGGAUCUGCACGCCUGGGGCCUGGACUCCCUUCAGAGACUCACACGGAGUGGUGAGUCCUGCGAAGGGCAAAGGAUGCUACCUACUGAAUUCACUCCCGCCCCUUUCAUGUAUGUAACAUGUUGAGAGAGUCGUGAGGAACAACAAGGAGAAACUGCCAUGAUUUACCAAGACAAGAAGUAAUCUUUGGGCAUCACAAGAUGAUUCAGGAUGGAUCCUGAAGCUGCCCAGCUAGAGAAACGGCACGUCCAUGAUGUGUAUGAGAGCACCGCCCCCUACUUCAGUGACCUGCAGAGCAAAGCUUGGCCACGAGUCCGCCAGUUCCUGCAGGACCAGAAACCAGGCAGCCUCAUCGCUGACAUUGGUUGUGGAACUGGAAAGUACCUUAAAGUGAAUAGCCAAGUCCAUACCCUGGGCUGUGACUACUGCGGGCCUCUGGUGGAGAUUGCCCGGAACAGAGGGGGUGAAGUCAUGAUAUGUGACAACCUUAAUCUGCCCUUUAGGGACCAGGGCUUCGAUGCCAUCAUCUCCAUAGGAGUUAUUCAUCAUUUUUCUACAAAACAAAGGAGAAUUAGAGCAAUAAAGGAAAUGGCCAGGGUCUUAGCUCCCGGAGGCCAACUGAUGAUUUACGUUUGGGCGAUGGAACAGAAGAACCGACACUUCGAGAAGCAGGAUGUGCUUGUGCCGUGGAACAAUGCACUCUGCUCCCGUCUACUCUCAGAAUCCCACCAGUCCUGGGGGCAUCAGUGUGGGCAUCCCAUGAGCCAAGGCUACGAGGGUCCUGGCUCUGCGUGUGGCUGUGCAGUAUGUUUGAAGGGCAGGUGCGAUUCCAAGAGGUCCCACAGCAUGGACUAUGGGCCUGCGGUGGCCAGAACCUGCUGUGAAGAUAUUCCGAAGGAUGGUGAGGAAGAGAACGGAUUGUAUAACAAUUUUGGAAAAUCUCUUCGCUCCUGGUUUUUCUCCAGGUCUUUGGAUGAAUCAACCCUGAAGAAGCAAAUCGAAAGAACAGGACCUGUGAAAAACACAGAGGGUUGGGCCAAUAGCACUGUGUCCCGUCAGCCUUCCAGACAGCCGAGUUUAGACUUCCAUCCCCAGGACCCGUUGUCAACCAAAGGACCAAACUUAGAUGAGGUGUUUGUAGACACAUGUUCUCAAAGACACUUGCGCUGGCUGGGGCAAACAUGCACUUCGGAGACCUUCAGUGGACACCAGGAAGGAGACAGCAGGAGGAAGGAGGGUGGCAAUUUUCUGGACAUCACUGACACCAGAGACAGUCGGGCUACAGGUAACGUCAGUGAUCCUUCUGCCAGAAAAAUAUUAAGGCGAGUUUCUGCAUUCGACUCUACAGAUUCCCAAUCAGAAGACCCAAGUUACACAGAGGAGCAGGAGGAGGCUCCGGAUUCCAGAGCCUUCAUGCGCUACUACCAUGUGUUCCGGGAAGGCGAGCUGUCCGGACUUUUGCAAGAGAGUGUGUCUGAGCUGCAGGUUCUGAGUGCUGGCAAUGACCAUGGCAACUGGUGUAUCAUCGCAGAGAAAAGGGGGAGCUAGGAUUAACUGCAUCACUCGGGGCAGGGGCUUCAGAGGUUGACCGUCAUCUGUCCACUGGGGUCGAUGUGGGCACUCAAAUCAGCAUCCUGUUUCAUUGUUUUCAAAUCCAGGUACGAGACGGUCUUUAGGCACUUUGACUUGAUCCUCUGAAUCGUUGAGUAAGCACAGAACCUGGAGCUUACUGCAUCCACCACAGGAUACGCCUGCUUAAAUGUCAAUGAAAAGAUUGGAGGGAACAAUAGAAAAUGCACUUCAGUACCGGCUUGAUUUUAUUUCUUCUGGAGAUGAAUAUAUUAUAAUACAUGUAUGUCAGAUGUCAGUAUUAUCUUUUGGUUUUUAAACAGUCUGCUGUUAGAUAUACCUUUUAGAAGCAGUAUUUUUAUAUAGAUAAAUUAUAUUGGUUCUCAGGUUGUUCCUUAGAUCUAUGUGGACAGUAACAAGGACCCCUGCUCAGCUGCUGGGUAUGUAUUCUUUGAGGCUUGCUGCGGGGGUAUCUUGCUUCCAGGCUUUGCUUCUACAUACUUCAAGCCUUCAAGAGAAGCUGGUGUGGUGCAGAGGAACAGAAGUAUUGCCCAGGCUCUCCAAAUCACAUGCAAGCAUCCUUCUGGACGAUCAUCGUAAACAAUACUGUCUUUACUGUUGCUCCAAAGGCCUUUUAAAGGUGCUGUUGGCAGAGGGUGUGGCUUAGUGUUAGCGCAGGCAGCUAGCGUGCCCAACAAUCAGCAUGCAUGCAGAAGAAAAAGAAAAACACUGCUAGCAUGCAGAGCAACAUGGGGUGGGAGACAGCCUAAGUCUUUUGGUAGCAUUUCCCCAAAGGUAUUAGAAGCAUAAAUACCCUACUGAGCUAGUGCCGAAACUAACCAAAGAGUUUUUGACUAGGAAAUGCUUGUCUGAGAUAUCUGAGAGUCUAAUUAGACCAGCUUUUCUGGGAAGAGCUCUGAAAAGCAUUGUGUAUUUAGCCUUGGUGGACACAUAACUGGAAUUUGCUAUUGCAACCAGGCAUUUAUACUCUUGAAGGUGACCACAUUAGGUUUAUUUUAUCAAUGACCUAGACAGAAUCAAACUUAGAGGCUGAAUUUCUGGCAUUCUAUAGAGCAAUGAUUAAGACCAGGCAUUGUAAAAUUGCUGUUUCUGUUUCGAUUUAACCAAGGGUUUGUUUAGUUCUGUGUCAUGGAUCCCAAGAACAAUUUUUAUGACAUAACUAGAGACUGGACUUGGGAGAAACAAAAAUAAGUCGGCCAAGGAAUGUGGUUCCAGAUCAUCCUUUAAUAGGCAGAAAAUCAAAUAGUCAUUGUACUUUCUGGACCAAUAUAAUGAUGGAGAUUGAAUUAAAAUCCAAUCUUCAUUUUAUUAUUUUCCACUCCAAAAUUAACAGAAAUUAUAAUAGAUCACAUUCAUUUGGUCAUUACCCUCUUCAGUGAUUUUGCCAGAAUUUAACAGAAUGAAGCUACUUUUGAGGAAAAUUCAAGGAUGAUUUUAGAAUGGCUUUGGGAAAUCCCCAAGGCUCUUUGCUCGAAAGUCGGCUCACCUCAGCCCCAUUGAGGAAGCCGUCCAUGUGAUUUGUACUUCUCAGUGUACAGGGAGCCAUGAUGAUAGACAUAGAGUGAAGGGGAAAUUAAAAUUGAAGGGAGUGUGCCUUUCUUUUUUUUUCAAAUUACUACAUUAAAUUGCAAAUAAAGGUGGCUUCGUUGGAGAAAUGGCGACUCCAAGCUAGUAUCGGUGACCCCUCCAUUGUGGUUUCCUGCCUCUGAGGUCUGUUGUCACCCCUUUCAAUUGGCUUUGCUGCUAGACCUCUGAGCUUGACGUCACCCUCCCUGGCUGUAACUUGCUACCGUAAAGGUCAUUAUAUGGAGCCCAGCUCAUUAGGCGGUGUCGGGAUGGCUUGCCAGCUGAUGUGUCUAAGCAAGCUCAUAAAAUAAACAUACGCCCCACUUUGUAAUCAAAGGCCUUCAGAAGAGUUAUUGGGAGAGAGAGAGCUUUUUUUUUCAUACAGCACUGACAGAGCUGUGAACACUGGUAACAGCAAUCGUGAGCUCAUUGUAGAGCACUAGACGUCUAUGAAUCCAGAUGUUACAGACGUCUAUGAAUCCAGAUGUUACAGUGUAUAAUUGGCAAAACUAGUGGCCAGGUAAACCAUUCUUCGGGCAAGUCUUACCAGAAGCACUCUUUCAUUCAAUGUUUGCCUGUUGGUGAUUAAAGCCAUUGAAAACUAAUGUAAAUAUCCUCAUCAUUCUAAAGCUCGCUCAGAGAGAAACUCAAGUCCUAAAUGAGCAUCAAUGGGCGCAGUGUGAGUCCAUCAGCCUUCGCCAGCUUGUGUGUAGAUUUCCCUGAUCUGCCUGACGCUAUCUGAAAACCUCCACUGCUCAUAGACAAAAUGUUUCUUACUAGUUACUUCCUGCCAUCACCGCAUGUCUGUCUGACAUGGAAGGGCAAGUUCAGGGAAGUUGUUAGAGAAUCCUUAGAGGUAGGACCAGUGGUGCCUCGCUGGUUUGUGUGGAGAACUUCCUGUAAACAGACAAAUGCUUGGACAUAAACAAAAGAUGCAAUGCAGAUAAUAUUUUCCUGGCUGCCGAGUGAAUGGUUAGCUUCUCUGGGUUAUUAGGCUUCAGAGGUUUGUUGUCGUUGUUGUAUUGCUUUGUUUUGUUUACUUAUCGGCAGAGUGAAGCGAUUUGACCAAUGUGCUCUGGUGACUUCAGACUAGCUGCACACAACACCGACUGUCAUACAGAUUUGAUCCUCCCCUCUUACCUUACAGCCCCAUACAGUCCCAUCACUCAUUCCCAUUCCUAGUUUUCCCUUCUCCUCUGUCCCGAUUCUAGAUACCAAAGACUACUGUUUGUGUAACUGACCUUCUUCUGAGUCGGUAAAAAUCGAAGGUGAUCCAGACAGGAAAUUAUCCAAAUGUAAAUCGGGCAUAUGAAUGUACUUAUGUGCUAUUCGCCACCGAACAAAUGAACACGGUGGGUCUUUCAAAUCUGUGGGCUGCCAGGAGAACAGAGAAUGGAAUUCUGGUUGUUCUUGGCAUGAGAGAAAUGCCUUAAAAAUGAAGGGUGAGAGGCUGGAGGGGUGGCUUGGUGACUUGGAGUGCUUACUGUUCCUGCAGAGGACCUGAGAUUGUUUCCUAGUACCCAUUGGGCAGCUCAUAAAUGCCUCUCUUCAGAACUCCAAGGGCACCCGCACUCACGUGUGCAUAGACCUACACACAUGCAGACAAAUACACACAAAUACAGAAAGAGAGACAGAAAGACAGAAUUAAAGCAUAAAAAUGAAUCUCUUUUAUAAAAACUGGGCUACGAACACCCAAUUUGGGAGAGAGAAGGAAAUUGGAGCGGCUGUUGGCUCUACAGCUAGACAAUGAGGAACAAAUGAAGCCAAGAAUUCCUUUCCCUGAACAUAAAAAGGGGGGGGCAAUAAUAGCAGCUAAGUGUAGUAGCCAGUGUUUAUUAUACCAUCUCACAGAUAAAAUCUAAGGCAGGAAAAGAAAUUGUGCUAAAUCAGCAGAGUCUACACACAGGCACUAAGUAUCACACAUCUGGUCAAAGGGAGAGCUAAGUUUCAAUCCUGGAUGCUCUGGCUGCAGCCUGGGUUUCUAACCAAUGUUCUCUGCGUGCCCACCUGAUGGAUCCCAGGCUCUGUGCUAAGCAAGGAACAGUGUUCAAGGUUAACCACUACUGCCCCUGUACAAAGGCAUCAAGCGGGUUAAGAAAAGAUUAUGCAUCUCUCUCCCCUAUGUAUUCUUUUUAACUUUUUAGAUGUAUUUACUUGUGUUUGUGUGUCUAUGUCUUCCUGUAUAUGUGUGUGGGUGUGAUGAAGCUGGAAGACAACUUGCCAAGAGUUGGUUCCUUUCUCCAAGCAUCCAUACUCCCUGAGCCCUCUUGCCAGAUCUGUGUUUUCUUUCUUUCGCUUCUAAAUGUAUCUCAGUUUUACUUGAUUGCAGGACACUCCAAUUGCUUCUCUACAACUUUCUAACCUUCUGAAAAUGUCUAUCCCUUUUCCUGUUUUAUGAGUGAGUAGCAUGAGGACUCACCCAGGGAUUUCAUUUACUCCAUUGUUCAGAGUCGCACAGUGCCCCAGAUACAAAUGAGAGGCCAUGACACAUCUGGGGUCUUGAGCUGCACAUAAUAUUAGACUUAAUGACCUGAAACUCAAGUGCUCUCCUGGAACACUCUUUGCAUUUGCUAUAUGCCUAUGAUUCUAUUAUAUUUUUAGUUUAGUAAAACACCAUUCAGACCCCUGUUCUGGGGUGGGGGUGGGGUGGCAAGGAUCUCACAUGCAUGUUAAUUAACAUGGAGAACGUCUGUCUUAAACACUAAGACUUCAUUUGACUGAGCUCACCAAAGACCAAAGGCCAAUGACCACCCUCUAACACAAUUGCUCUGUAAGUGUAAUUUCCGAAAAGCAUGUGUCCUGUAGGAUACAAUAUGAACUCAUUUGGAAGGCAUGCAGGCCCCUAGUAAGCCAACCCAUGCUAUUUUUCAGAUUCAUUUCUGUAUUGCACCUGUUUUCUGUUCUGUAAUCUGCUAUUUUAAACAAUGGUUCCAUUAAAAUUACAUAAUGACAAGUAAUUAUCCCACCCCUUGAAGGAAUCCAAUAUAUUCAGACUUGAAAUGCUGUAGCUAUAUGCUUUCCUCAAAGACAGAUGCACAAACAGGCCCAUUCCAUCAAUGAGCACAGGAAGGCUUGCCCAUCUGGUAAAGGACAGUCCGUGGGAAUGCAGGGGAUCAGGGAUCCCGCUGACUUGGCUCAGACACCAGAACUUGUUUUGAUAUUAUGAACUCUGUCCUCACACCCUCAGUUAUGUAUAGAACCGGGGUAAGACCUAAAAAUACCUUUCAUGAUAGCCAGGUAUGGUGGCACACACCUCGACUUCCAGCACUCGGGGGUCAGAAGUAGGCAGAUCGCUGAGUUCGAGGCCAGCCUGGUCUACACAAGUUCCAGGACAGCCAGGGCUACACAGAGAGAGACAGAGACAUUUUUGGUCAGGGUGGGUGGCUCAUCAACUAAGUUCUGAAAUCAACACAAAGAGCAUUCUGCAAGAGAUGGACACAGAAACCAAAGAGAACAAUCAAGAAGAAAUUUUAGGCUAUGAAAGAUAUAAUAUUUUUGCUUUGUUUUGUUGUCUUGUUUUAAACACGGCCUCAUGCAUCUUAGGCUGGUCUCUCACUUGCUGUAUACUUGAGGAUAACCUUGACCACCUAAUCCUCGUGGUUCAUGUCAGGCAAGGGAACCAAUUCAGGACCUGGUUAUAGCAGGCAAGCACUCUACCCACUGGGCUGCUUCUCCAGUCCCAAGCUGCAUAAUAUGUUGUUCACCCUGAGACCUACAAUGUACCCCAGUAGAAGGAGUGUUUCAUGGCAGCGUUACCCCACAGACUGUCCCUUCUCUACGCCAGUUCUCCUUCAAUUGAUCAUAAACAUACAAUGGAUCACUUUAUAUCAUCAGUGGCUAAUCUGACAAUAAAUGGCUCACUUAUGAGGGCUGAUAUGCAAUUGGGUGCCCAGCUGGCAAAUACAUGCUUUGUCUUUCUUUCAACUCUCGCUAGAAAAAUAAAGUUGAUUCUAGUUUAACUAUUAACUUGAUCACAUAAAAACAACUGAUUUUCCCCCACACUGGUUAUGUAUUUUUCUAAGGCUCCUACCUCCUCAUGGAAGAAAGUGAGUCAUAGCAAUUCCUCUGUAGCAAAUGUAACCAGACACCCAAGUCCCUAGACAAGGUAGACACGCACUUAUGUUCACCCAGGAGGAACACUAUAAGAAAGACAAGCAUCUUUCAUAUGCACCAAUCCUAAAACUUCUGCUUAGAUGUUCCGUCGACGUAUGGUAAAGAUUCAAACUUCUCCUGUUUGUUUAUUCAGAGCAUUGGCAAUAUUUAAGAUCCACAUAUAAGUAGAAGAUCCAAGACACUCUGAAUAUGUAUGUGAAUAUGUCCAAGGUUCUUCAGAUGCUCUUAAAUAUGUAUGUAAGUAUUUAUGUAUAUACUCAUAUUUCUAGACCUCCAGUGUUGGCUGGCAUUACUGACCAAGAAAAUGUUUCCUUGUGUACUUGUAGAAAACAUUAACUCGGCAGUUACCAUGGAAAUUCAUUUCAUUGAAUUGACUUUUGUUGUUUCAGGGAUAUUUAAGAUGACUGCUAGAUGUUUUUGUGCCUGGUUUAUCUCUGGUGUUGAUAUAUGUGUUUGUGUCAAAAGUGCAAAGCUCUUUUUAUCCCAGAGGAAACAAGCAAUAGUUUGAGAGCACAAAUUGAGGUAAAGCAACAUCUUGCCCCUUAUAACUUAAAGAUAUUUUAUUUACAUUAAACAACAAUGGCCAGGAUCUUUUGGUAACAAAUAUUAAAAAUAGUCUGGCCUGCAUGCUUGUAAUAUGUAUUUGAUUAUUUAUGUGUUUGUGUGCCCUUUAAUAAUACUGCUAGAGAAACAGAAUCGCUUUUCUUCCUUGUGUGUCAUGGCAGGAGCCGUUUAGUUCAUGCAUCCAAUUCUCUUUACUCUUCAACAAAACUGGAAAAGUUUGUACUUGAACUCUGUUCCUGUUGUCUGGAAGUCAGGUUAACAAUCUAAUAAUACAGUAUCUUUAAUGCAUUAAUAAAAAGAAUAUUAUCUACUUUUUAAAAGACAUAUUUAAGACUAAUAAAGGAUGUAGUAG